Molecule: messenger RNA, 5379 nt
Organism: Coregonus clupeaformis (lake whitefish)
Lineage: Eukaryota; Metazoa; Chordata; Actinopteri; Salmoniformes; Salmonidae
Product: phosphatidylinositol-binding clathrin assembly protein
Exons: 19
Coding region: 385-2142 (585 amino acids)
Biological process (GO): clathrin-dependent endocytosis; synaptic vesicle budding from presynaptic endocytic zone membrane; clathrin coat assembly
Cellular component (GO): clathrin-coated vesicle; synaptic vesicle; extrinsic component of presynaptic endocytic zone membrane
Molecular function (GO): SNARE binding; phosphatidylinositol-4,5-bisphosphate binding; clathrin heavy chain binding
Source: RefSeq, a predicted model, not a curated record
UAAUCAAUGAGUGUUGCUCUGCUGAUGCUCAAUUGUAUUAAUGCAGGCUACUGUAGCAGCUGUACACUCUAGCCGGCAUCACCAUUGGAAAGCUAUUACGGGGAUAUAUUGUAGCAUCGCGACCUCCGAACGAAUCAUUCUGAGCUGAUAUUGGUGUGGGUCGUUUGGGUUAGGUUUUUGGAUUUGUAUGUGUGGGACAUUGGAUUGCCAUUUCGUUUACUGAAUGUAGCCGUCAAUUUUAUUUGGCCGCCGUAUGAAUUCUCCCAUCGAAUUCGCGUCAGUGUACGUUUUUGUUUUCAGACGGGCAGUUUGUUUAGAGGGCACCCUCCCUAUCAUAACUAAAGACAAUUUGAUUUCUGAUUCCCCAGUUACUGCUUUUGGAAUAUGUCUGGACAGUCUAUCACGGAUCGGAUCGCUGCGGCUCAGCACAGCAUGACAGGAUCCGCUAUAAGCAAAGCCGUUUGCAAGGCCACGACGCAUGAAGUCAGCGGACCCAAGAAGAAACACCUUGACUACCUGAUCCACUGCACCAAUGAGCUGAACGUGAGUGUCCCCCACCUGGCUGACACGUUGUUUGAGAGGACGGCCAACAACAGCUGGGUGGUGGUGUUCAAGGCCCUUAUCACCGCACACCACCUCAUGAUGUACGGCAACGAGCGAUUAAUCCAGUAUCUGGCGUCCAGAAACACACUUUUUAACCUGAACAACUUCUUGGAUAAGGGAGCAUUACAAGGUUAUGACAUGUCAACGUUCAUCAGACGCUACAGCAGGUAUCUAAAUGAGAAGGCCAUGUCCUACAGACUAGUGGCUGUGGACUUCACCAAGAUGAAGAGGGGGGUCGAUGGUGUGAUGCGCACCAUGACUGUUGAGAAGCUGAUCAAGACUCUACCCAUCAUUCAGAAUCAGCUGGAUGCACUGCUGGACUUUCAGGCUAACUCUAAUGAACUGACCAAUGGCGUCAUCAACGGCGCCUUCAUGCUGCUCUUCAAAGACUCCAUCCGCCUCUUUGCUGCCUACAAUGAAGGAGUUAUCAACAUGCUGGAGAAAUAUUUUGAUAUGAAGAAGAACCAAUGCAAAGAUGCCCUGGAGAUUUAUAAGACGUUUCUGAACAGAAUGACCAAGCUGUCAGAGUUUCUCAAAGUUGCAGAGCAAGUUGGAAUUGAUCAGGGUGACAUCCCAGAUCUCACACAGGCCCCUAGUAGCCUCCUGGAAGCCCUGGAGCAGCAUUUGGCCUCUCUGGAGGGCAGGAAAAUCAAGGAGCUCUCCACAGCCACCAGAGCUAACACCUUGUCUAGUGCUGUGUCGUCACUGUCCAGCACAGGAAUCUCCCUCAGCCGCAUGGACGAGAAGGAGGACGAGAACAGGCUGAAGGAUGAGGGAGCCAAGGUGAUUGACAUGCAGACGCCGACCGUCUCUCCCAGCGCCCAGUCAGUGGGCAGUGCCAACAGCAGCAGUGGGGCCACAGAUGUCUUCUCCAACUCAUCUGUUGUAUCCGUUACAAAUAACGUGCCAAAUCUCACCAGUGACCUGUUCAACCUCCAGCCCACCUUCAACCCAAACAUCCAGACCAUACACACUGUGCCGUCUAACAACAACGCCUGGGGAGGUUUGGGGCUCCCAGGUGACCUGCUGAAGCCAGCUCAGCCCACACACAUCCACAGCCCUGGGAUACCACUGCAAUCUGGGGGGAAGAUGAUGCCCACUGACCUGGACUCCUCCUUAGCCAACCUUGUUGGCAACUUGCAGUUCGGAGGAACAUCAGCCAAAAAGCCAGAGCUCCAGUGGACCCAGCUGGUAGAGAAGAAGCCAACAGGGGGGACUCACUGGCAGUCCAAAACAAUGUGCACUACCCCCAACUGGAACCAUCACGCUCCCAUGGCUCCUCAACCGAUGCCCAUACCACAAAUGAAUGGAAUGAUCUAUACUGGCUAUGCUCCAGCUCCAGUGGCUUUUCCAAUGACGACACCUCAAGUGCCUGUUUAUGGAAUGAUGCCUCCUCAUCAGAUGGGGCAGAUGGGUGGAGUCCCUAUGAUGGCACCACAGCAUAUGAUGUACAACCAGCCUGUCCUUCGGCACACCAAUCCAUUCGCCCCCAUGCCAGGAGCCCAGGCUUAUUUUCCUAUGCAGAUGCACUUCAUGUAGGACUGGGAGUAUCUUACCAUGACAGUAAAGCAGAGAGACAAAACAAACCAAUCCAGAACCAAAUACAACGCAAGAUGGAGGAGAGAAAGGAGCAGAAGAUGGUGGUGGAGACAGACUGGAGAUGUGUUGGUGUCAGUGCUCUUUCAGUGGCCUCUCUGUGGGAUAGAACCUCUGUUACAUUCUGCAUCAUGGCUGAUAUAAGAGUCCCAUCCAAGUCCUUUGACAAGUCAUAGCUCACAUUCAUUCUGUAUUUGAUUUGCUCAUUUGAAUGGGUAUUGUUCUGUCUGUUAAACCCAUGCUAUGAUGACAGCUGUAUUCCAGUUUGGAGCUUGGCCCUUUGCAGUGAAUUCCAGAAAACUGCCAUCACCCCCAUCCACAAGUGUCAAUGGACUUGAAUCAAUGUGAACUUUGCCAAGGGUGUACAUAUGCAUUGUCCAAUUAGAAUCUCAUACAAACCACUACAAUACUGCUACGUCUUUUCUCUCUAAUGUUAAUGUCAGAGUUGCAGUUGCCACCAUUGUAACAUGGAAAAGUGUGUGUCCCUUUUCAUGCAUUUCAAUCAAUGUUCACCAACAUUCUGGAGUUGACUCAGUAUUCGUUUCAUUUUGUUGUAACUGCCAAUUCCACAACCUGUUAUAGUAAGACAUUGGAUAAAUGGCUUGGAGACACAUGGUUUGUGUAUGUGUGCAUGUACAGUAUAUCUGUCUGUAUGUUCAUUUGCAGUGCACUCAGAUCUAAAUGUACAAAAGCUAUUGUGUAAUGUUUUCAUAGGUUCCUGUGAAAGCUAUGAUCUGUGUGGCAAGGGUUGACCACUGCGCUAGUUUUAAAUGGAGCACUCCAUGCCUACAUAGACCUACAGUAUACUCCUAGGAAAGAAAUGAAGAAGGCCCACUCAUUUCAUACGGAACCGUCAUAAGUCAUAACACAUUCUGCCUCUGCUGUGCCGCCCAUUGUUCACUCUGCUUGAUGCUAUUCGAGGUUGUUUUAUACGUGAUCCAUGUUUCUUUAGCUACCACAACAGUGCAUGAAACUUCCCGCCAUCUCAUUCGAUUCUGCUCUUUGAAACCGGUUGCGUAUUUUUUUGUUGAUAUGCUGUUCUUGUAAUGGUCCUACCAGUCUUGCCCUGUCAGUGAGUAAACGUUGGGAGAGUAAGUUCUUUGUGUUUCUUCUCUAGCUAACCGUAUUGCUCCAGGUUGAUACCCAAUGAGUUGUUGCAUGUGUCAUUGUUGUGUUUCUGAGUGGCAGUUAUUUUAGUGUAGCUCCUCACGAACCACUGGAGAAUGUUGUUGAGGAGCGGUUUCUGAGACUGCUUCAUGAGACAGUAAAACUGACACUCGCUCUAGUAAAUCAGCAACUAUCUGCCACAUUCUAACUCCAGCCCCAGAGAGAGCCUAGCUUUCUGUCCUGGACAUUUUCCCGAAGGCAGUGGACAAGUGAGGAGGAAGUAGAGAGAUCUGUAAAUGUGAUCGAGGGUCAUGUCUGUCAGAAACUCCCCAAUGUACGUAACGGUGACAGACAGACAGCAUAUAUAGCACAAACCCUGGAGGGGUGAGCGUUCUAAUGCACAAAACUAAAACCAUUGCUGGGAUGUACAGUCAAAGGGGCCGGGGAAAUCCUUGUUUUCUAUUGAUUGUGUUUCUAUAUGUCCAUGCCUUCCCAGUGAGAUAAACAGGGUAGUGUUCCUCAACGAGGCCUCCCAGCUUCUGGGUCCUCCGAGGUCAGUGGGGUCACUGAAGUCAUCCAGGCCAUCCGGUAGUGUGUAUUUAGCAAUGAGUAGUCAAGUGUCGUAACGUGUCUCAAUACAUGUCCGUCGUCUGUUAGAUUGCUAUAGAACCUCUCAUUCUGCUAUUCAUUGGCUCUGUCGGACUACCGCAUUCUGAUGCCCUGGGACCAGCCCACAUUUUGUAGAUGUUCUUUGAAACGUAGUUCUGUCUCAAUGUCAUCUGUGUCAAUUGAAUGCUUUUAUGCAAGUUCAUGCAGUCCCAUAGACCAAUUCUGACUGUUACGCUGUCCUCUGUAUAUAACCUUGUGUGUUUUUGACAUGUGCUCUGAAAGUGAUAGCCUAUUGGGAGACAUGGGUUGUAAUUGCUGUGUCUGUGGUGGGGUGAUUGUAUUUGGCAGUGUCAUGGGGUCUACGUCUGUAAUGUUUGUGUACAUCUUGAUGAGGGAUGGGGGUUAGGUUCAACAGUAUCAAAACUGGUCUACCAAGAGUGUCUUCAUUGUGGCAGUGGACACUGUCAUCUCCGUACAGGAACAUUUUGCACCAAAGUCAUCAAGCGCAGCUUUUCUCAAGGUCACAUUGCUGAUAUCCAAUUUGGAGGAAUUUGAUUUCAGCGACAAGUCUUUUUGCAUGAUUAGUGUUGUCUUUUUAUUGACUUGUGUGCCCGGUAAAAAGCAUGGUCAUAUGUGAAAUUUCACUUACCGGUGUGUUUGCAAAUGUUUAGGAAUUUCUCCAUGAGAUUUUACUUACCUCUUUACAUAAGCAUUCAUUAGCAUUCAUAAAUGUGUGUGUCCCACCAGAUAUAACUGUAAGUCUGUUUUGCAUUUGAAAUGCAAUUUGGAGCAAUUCAAAGCUCUAUCAAAUAUCAACUCAGUUAUGAGACCACACAUUUGUGAAACAACAUGAAUGUAAAGGCUAUGCAUCACCUAGCUAGCUAGACAUUAAAGUCUUGUAAACCCCUCUUUAUUAAAGCGUUGCUAUUUUCAAUACCUUUGUUGAACGCUUGCUCUUUUUUUUGAGUACUCUGCCAACAUUUUUGGACAUCUCUAAGUAUGUUCAGUCUUGUCCCUCUUCCAUUGGAUCACGUCAUUCUUUGCCUAUAUUGGUCAUCUUCCUUUGCGUUUGCAGUGGAAAAUCCCACUCCCAUAUCUUUUAGCCACUAAAAGAUGUCAACAUGCAUUGUCACUUUUUGCCUGAUGUACUCUGGCUAUGUAUAAUAUACAUUUAUGCAUUUCACAAUAUGAGCACAGUAUACUUAUCUAUUGUCUACUGUAUUCUAUUCUAUAUUGUCCAUCUGAAAACUGUCUUUUUUUUUUUUCUGUGAUGAAACAAAGCAUUGUCCAGGAUGUCCUGUUUUGGAAGUGAGGGUCCAUACCUUUUUCAUUUAUUUUUGUACAUCAAAUGGAUUGAUAACACAUAAUACACUGUAUUGUCAAUGCUAACUUACAUUGUUAUCAACAAUUGGUUCUUAUUUUAAAUGCAGAGGUUGUUGUUUUUGAAUAAAAUGUCAUAUGUUG